AUGUCAGAACAAAUUUUGUACAAUAACUGGCAAAAAGCUAAAAGAGAUUCAGAAUCUGUAUAUAACAAAUGGCGUAAUAAACAAAAUCAAAUAUCAAAAUAUGGAGGUGCUAUUCCUUAUAAUCUGAUACAACAAAAAAAAGCAUAUAAAAAACAAUAUGAUAAUCUAAAAAAACAAGAAAGAGAUGCAGAAAUUCUUUAUCUUAGAUGCAAAAAUGUUUCUCCU
Scutellospora calospora is the source of this 225-nucleotide messenger RNA. Lineage: Eukaryota; Fungi; Glomeromycota; Glomeromycetes; Diversisporales; Gigasporaceae. The record is from the annotation of a GenBank genome assembly.